AGUGGGCGGAAGUUAGCUGUCAGUCGGUGGCAGCAGCCUGGCAGGUGUUAUGGAGACCCACGUGGAGCUGCAGGAGAUCCUGGGACCCUCUGGGUUUGAGGUUUAUCCCUUCCAGGUUGGUUGGUACAAUGCAGUGCUUGACCCUGUCUUUCACCUCUCCUACCCUGAGGACACCUUGGCUUUUGUCGUUCUCAGCAAGCCUUCGAUGUUUGAAUGCGCUUUUAAGCCUUUCCUCUGUGAGCAGAAGCUUCAAAGUCUACGUGAUCCUAUUGACCAGUGCGUCGCGUACCACAUGUCACUAGCGAAGGAGAGGUGUCCUUCGAAAAAAAUCGAUGUUAUAUAUGACUAUGAGCUACACCCUAAUCGGCGGCCCAAAGUGCUGAUGCAGACAGCGGCUCACGUGUCUGGUGCGGCCUAUUACUAUCAACGCAGAGACGUACCACAAGACCCCUGGGGAGAGAAGAAAAUAUUUGGGGUCUGCAUACACCCUCGAUAUGGGGGCUGGUUUGCUAUCCGUGCUGUGCUGGUGUUCAGUGAGGUACGAGCUCCUACCUUGGAGCAGCUUCUCCCGAUAGACUGCAUCCCCUCUCGAGAAGACAGAAUUCAACUUCUUGAGGACUUCAACUUUCGCUGGCGAGAUGGGAAAUACCGAGACGUGCUGCCUGUUGAGCAACGCUACUCUACAGAACAAAUCCUUUACUUCGCCACACCCCCCGCAGAAAGAUUUAAACUGUUGGAAAUGUGGGGUACACUACCUCUGAGCCCUCCCUGCUGAUCCGGAAUAGCCCUGUAGCUGUCUGUCUGUUCUCAAAUCAAGGAAGAGUUACAUAAACUCUACACAUAGAUCUAUGUAUGUAAUAUAUUCCCAUUUAUCGCAGCUUGAUACGCUGUGCCUUUUACAAGUAGGGUUAUAGGUUUAUAUACUAAAUCUUACUGGCCAUAUAAAAUACCUCCUCUUUUAUUUAUUUUUAUUUAGUUCCAGGGUUACAUUUUUGUAGAACCGUUUUGUAGAAAGGUUCCCUGCAGUGACUUUUUAAUGCAAGAAAUGCACAACUUGUACAUACCUCAGGGCUGCGGGUUCUGCUACCAGCUGAGUCAGCUCAGUUUUUUAUUCUAUUUAGGUUCAUUUAAAUGAUUACUUAAGAAAUGUGUAUUAAUUACAUCUGCUAAUCCAAAAUUAAUACUGUUAUGUUAUAUCAGGCACCAGCUAUGUCCUGAGUGCGGAGGUCGACAGAGUAUGACUUUUGAUAAAUAGUUAUUGCUGUUGAUUAAUUAACAUACUGUCUUUGAACACUACAAAUAAACCUGAUACACAAUUAAA
Pelobates fuscus (common spadefoot toad) is the source of this 1321-nucleotide messenger RNA. RefSeq names its product metabolism of cobalamin associated C (gene MMACHC). The transcript has 4 exons. Gene Ontology annotation, molecular function: cyanocobalamin reductase (cyanide-eliminating) (NADP+) activity; demethylase activity; FAD binding. The record is from RefSeq and is a predicted model, not a curated record. Bases 50 to 775 code for a protein of 241 amino acids. Gene Ontology annotation, biological process: cobalamin metabolic process. NCBI's taxonomy places the organism in Eukaryota, Metazoa, Chordata, Amphibia, Anura, Pelobatidae. Gene Ontology annotation, cellular component: cytoplasm.